This is a messenger RNA of Anopheles cruzii, 921 nucleotides long. RefSeq lists its product as uncharacterized. The transcript is spliced from 3 exons. Lineage: Eukaryota; Metazoa; Arthropoda; Insecta; Diptera; Culicidae. Bases 98 to 409 code for a protein of 103 amino acids. The record is from RefSeq and is a predicted model, not a curated record.
GUUCUCGAUCGCCCCACAACAGUCAGCUCGGAAGUGAUUGCACGAGUUUCUUUGCAGCAGCAAAUACCAAAAAAGCGUCCCCAAAACGUCCCCAGCAAUGGCCUCGUUCAAAGCAACCAUUCUCUUCGCCUUUGUCGCCCUGUUUGCGCUGGUUUCGGCCAUCCCCGCACCUCAGCAGCCGGUAGCAGCCCGACAGCAGAUCGAGCCGCGACCGGUGGCCGCAGCGCCGGACGCAGCCGACGAGCUCGAAGCUGGUGCGGACGACAAGGACCUGAAGGGCGCCUCCUCCUUCGGCUACGGAUACUAUGGUUACCCCGGCUACGGCUAUGGAUACUACCCGGGCUAUGCUUACUCCUACGGAUGGGGUUCACGCUACCCAUACUACCGCUACGGAGGCUACUGGUACUAGACCGUCGAUAGUGGCGGCCCUCUUCUCCCCCUGCUUCCGACUAUCGCCACCCGCAUCAUUUGUAACUGCAUCCAUUGAACUGCACCGGACCGGAUAUCUCUCGCCCUAGCCGGUUUCCUCCCAUCAUUCUCCGUGUUUCGGCGGUCGGCUUAGGUUGGCCAGGCCCGUUUCCCCUUCAAUGUUACUUCCCUUCGCGAAUCCAUCGUCGAAAAAUGUCUUCCUUAUCACAAACUUGACUCAACGUUAUUUAAGCAAUAAUGUACUGUUUGUUUUGUUUUUUUUUGCUUGUUACUGCCCAUUAUACCCAUUUGUUUUUUCUGCCCAUCUCAUUCUCGCUCGCGAAACGCGAUGUACAACCCGUGUCGGUCAUUUUGUUCAAUUGUGAUCUUACGCUGCCGUUGAGUGCAACAAGCCAAGCACAGACAAAACUUUGAAAGAACAAAUACCUUUUUUUACUUAAUGGAUAAAUCUGUUUUUUUCUAAUAAAAACGAGCAUAAAAUAGUGUAACAAA